AUGAGCUUGUUCCCGCAAUUGCUGUUGCGGCAGUUGGCAGCGGUCCUGGAGGUUGACGCUGAAGAACUUGACCUUGGUUCUGGAUUUAUUAAGAAUGGAGGCAAUUCUCUUAAUGCUGUUGAACUGGUAUCACGUUGCAGGAAGUAUGGGGUAUCGUUAUCCGUGGCCCAGGUUCUUUCGUGCAAUAAUUUGAACGACUUAUUCCUUAGAAUGGAUUCUAAAUCCGACUACCAUCAAGUGAGCACGCCGUGCUUCUCCGACGAUAGCGAAGAUGAUUCACCAGCGUCCCUACCCUCAAGCCAGCCCUCCCCACGAGCUACAACCCCAGUGCCUGGAGCAAAUAUGUUAGUGGAGGAGGAAAAAGUGGGAAUUAUCAACACUGCCUUGACAACCCCAGAUACAGCCCUCGAUGAACAUGCCACAGAAGGUCUCAGUGAAAUGCAAGCCUCCCUCCUUCACGGAUCACUCAAGAACCCUGGCACCAAUAUCAUUUAUCAUUACGAAACCUUCCUUGCAACCGUGAUCCCAAAAAUGAAGGAAGCAUGGAAGUCUGUGAUAGAAGCAGAGCCGAUUUUCCGGAUGUCAGUAUUGGAUGGCGAGCCAAGUGUCUUGGGUCAGGGCCAGUUUAUCUGGACAGAGGUCACUGUCGAUUCCGAAUCGGAGUAUCAGAGGCAUUUGCAAACCGUGGGACUUCCCUCGUCGCUCUCAUCUUCAUUCAAAGUGGUUCAUUUUCCAGGAAAAAACCCAUCAUCCAGCCGCAGCACGAUAAUUUGGGCAGUUCACCAUGCACUCAUCGAUGGCUACUCAGCAAUGCUUUUAUUCUGCAAAGUCCGUCGCGUUGUUGCAGGCUUAUCUAGCCACCCUAAACCGGGGCCAUCAUUCAAGCAGGUUGAUAGACAAAUUGGAUUAUGGCGCCAACAACACAAGGAGGAAGGAGAUGCAUAUUGGAAGCGGCAAGCUCCUCGGCUCGAACAGUCACAAGGAGACCUGCUACUUCCGGCACCUGCAGGCAAUGGAGGUGUUUCUCCCUGUUCUAUCACAGAAAGCGAAGAAAUCCAUGUCACAAGUAAUGUCCAGGAAGUACAAUUACAAGGACUUGUUAGGCAGUUGGGUAUCACGCCGGCUGCCUUCUAUUAUGCAGCAUGGGCAAUUGUCCUCAGUUGUUAUGCUGACUCGGACAGCAUCGUUUUUGGAGCAGUACUAGCGGGACGAAACCUUCCGUUAGAAGGGGUUGACGAAGUGAUAGGGCCUCUAGUCAACACAUUACCACUAUGUGUCAACGUUGAUCGAGAUUUAUCGGUUGAAGAGUUCCUAAGGACUGUCUUUACUCACAUCAUGGAGCUGGCCGAGUACCAAUGGACCACACCUGACAAUGGAUAUACUAGAAACUUCGCAACUGCCAUGGCUUUACAAGUGCCAGAGCCAGAAUGCCCCGGGGGGAUACUGCCGAUAGAAGCCCCAUACACACGUCAGACGACAGACGUACCACUUAGUAUCAAUGUUCAGCCAAAUGGAGGGGCACGAUUCGUUUAUCACACUUCAAAAUACAAUCGGAAUGAUAUAGGGGGUAUUGGACGGCACUAUCAGCGUGCGCUGCAGCUCCUUCUAAGACCACAUCGGUCUCUGAAGGAGUGUUUGCAAGGACUUCUCGGAUGUGCUGACCUUGAGACACUGAUGAACUUCGGAAACUGCCACUCCACUCUCACAACCACGAUGGCGGUCCAUGAUGACCUAGUAACGUUGUUCGAAUCAGUAGCUUCCAAGGACACUGACGCAAUUGCCCUUCAAAAGGGUAGCUUCGAGUUGACAUACGGGCAGUUUGACGCGCAGGCCAGUCGUGUUGCAACCAUAUUGAAAGGCUACCUAUCUCCGGGGGAUGUGGUUUGCGCCCAUGCAAACCGCUCAUCAAACUGGAUUAUUGGCAUGAUGGGAAUUCUCAAAGCAGGUGGCGUCUACUGCGCAGUAGAUAGCGGACUGCCACAGGAGGCUCGAGAUGUCAUAUUCUCGGCAUCUGGAGCAAAUAUAUUCCUUGUUCCUGCUGAGAUCAACAAAGGAGUCUGUCCAGCAGCUUGCAAUUCUUUGCUUGUUAUCGAUGAACUGAUAACUAGGGAUGAGGUGCCGUUACCCCAUCGCGGUUUACCUCACCCGGAAGCUAAUGCCUAUCUGUGCUUCACCUCUGGUUCCACCGGAAAGCCCAAGGGGGUGAUGUGCAGCCAUGAAGGGCUUGUGGCAUUCCAACGGGAUUUGGAGGUGCGAUUAUUCGCACAGCCGGGUCACCGUGUUGCUCAGAUAAUGUCGGUAGCUUUUGACGGCAGUAUCCACGAGAUAUUCUCCGCGCUUAGCUACGGCGCUACCCUCGUGUUGCAAAGUGGAGGGGAUCCCUUCGCCCAUUUAAACGAUGUUGAUUCCGCCAUUUUAACUCCUUCAAUCGCGCGUGUCCUAAACCCUGCACACUAUGACCGAUUAAGUUCCGUUUAUCUUGUAGGGGAGCCAGUACCACAGGCUGUGUGUGAUCGCUGGUCCCAGGAGAAAGCGCUUUAUAACAUGUAUGGGCCGACUGAGGGCACAUGUGGCGCAACCAUAAAGCGCUUAUAUCCGAGCCAGGCGGUGACAAUUGGGCCUCCGAACCCUUCCACACGGUUGUAUAUAAUGAAUCGGCAUCGGGAAUUAGUUCCCCCCGGCGUGAUCGGCGAGAUAUACAUUGCUGGUGUCCAGGUUGCGCGCCAGUAUAUUGGAAUGCCUAAAGAGACCGAAGAGCGAUUCAUCGCUGACCCCAUACGCCGCAUCGGAGAACGCAUGUAUAAAACGGGGGAUAGGGGAUACUGGUCUAGCAAUGGUGAAGUGGUUUGUUUAGGCAGAAACGACCGCCAAAUCAAACUCCGAGGAUUCCGCCUUGAUUUGGACGACUUGGAGACCCGUAUGGUUCGUGCUUCAUCUGAGGUGACAGCAGUGGCUGUAGCUAGGCAAGGGAACCACCUUGUUGCUGCUAUUCUCCCCGCUACAGCUGAUGUGAGUGCUUUUGCAGCGAGAAUAGCUCAGGUCCUCCCCCCAUACGCAACGCCUCGCAAAAUUUUUGCCUUAAGCGAAUUUCCAACCACAAAGGCAGGCAAGCGAGACUAUUUAUCUCUAGCAAAGAUGAGCCUUCAGGAAUCUGCAUCCACAGGACGGCCAUUACGAGGGUACUUGGAGAAGUUAAUCGGCGAGGCGUUCUGUGACGUCCUCAGACUCGAGCCGCAGGUUCCACUAAACACACACUCCAGUUUUCACGAGUUAGGUGGACACUCGCUUCUGCAAUUGCAGCUCAAAAUUCGCAUAAGCCAGGUUCUUGGUCAACAAAUCCCGCUCCGUCUGGUAGUACAGCACGAUCGCAUUGAACAUCUAGCGGAGGCUAUCGAGAAAAAUGGCCCCGGGCUCCCGCAGCUCCUCAGGCGAGACGAAAUGGUUCUUGGGGAGUCUAAACUUUCUCCAAUGGAGCUAGAAUGGUGGCAUAAGUGCCAGGUGAACGAGUGUACAUCCAGCUUCAAUGUCAAUUUUAUUGCUAAGCUGGAUGGCAAGCUCGUUGACAGAUUGCGUCUAGCUGAUGUUUGCAAUGAUGUGAUGGCUCGCCACCGGAUUCUGCGAUCACGGUAUAUAUACUCCCGGGCAGCAGGAACUGCCAUACGGCAGUAUAGCCCACUACCACCCCGAGUGCGGUUGGUCAACAGUCCUAUCAAUCCCUGGAUAGAGAUUAACCGGCCGUUUGCAUUGGCGAGGACGGCUCCCAUCAGGGUUGUGAUUUCCAAGUCUCAAUUCAUCUUAACCAUCAGCCACAUUGUUGCCGAUUUGACGACACUUCAGAUUUUGCUGAGGGAGAUAUCUGAAAGAUACCAUGGGAAAUCCUUGCUUCCGGUCUCAAUGACUUAUAUGAACACCACAACCUGGGGAAGUUUGCCUAGUGCCUGUGAUCUAACUUUCUGGUCAGAAACACUGAGCCAACUUCCGCCGACAUCACAUCUACUAGGACACGAUGGGCGUAGACGCGGGUAUCGUGGAAAAUCCGCUUUCUGUGAAGUGCCUUCGGCGACGUACCAAGAAAUGAAGAGCCUUAUUAGUCAAUCGUCCAUUACGGGUCAGCAGCUUGCAAUUGCCGCAGUGGCACUCUCUUUGCAAAGGCCUACUGCCUCUCCUGAUUCCACGAACUCAACCGAUAUGGUCUUGGGUAUCCCGUACAUUAACCGGAAAUCGCGUGACGAGCUAGAUGUGGUUGGACUCUUCUUGGAGCCGCUGCCCAUCCGUAUCAAAUUUACCACCGAUGGUGAAGGUACCGACAAGGCGGAAUCAUACCUCAAAGCGGUACAGCAAUCGGUGCAAGAGUCAGUGGGCCAUUCAAUUCACUGGGACCAACUGUUGGAGCACCUCCAGGUGCGGACGUCAGCCCCAGAUCAUCCCCUGUUCGACACCGUCGUCACGUUCCACGGCCGGGGCCAUUCUAACGGGCUCGAAAUCAACGCACCAGGAUUCGAGACGUGUUACACCUUCACUGAUGGAGCCAAAUUCCGGCUGCUUUGCGAGUUCAGCGCUGUAUCAGAGGACAAGCUAGUGAUGCGGAUGGAGUAUGACACGGACUGCUUUUCACCCGACGAUAUAUAUCUGUUGCAGACACGAAUCCCGCUUGCGAUCACCCUAUUAGUCCAAGGCACUCCUUAUUCGGUUAUCCGACAAAGAAUGGCCGACCUGCAUGAUGCUCCUGUUGUCAAGGUUCUGCAGCCAGAUACCGUGUUUGGGCUUCCUCUCUCCAGCAUCUAG
Nannizzia gypsea CBS 118893 is the source of this 4785-nucleotide messenger RNA. Its product is annotated as tyrocidine synthetase 1. The coding region runs from base 1 to 4785 and encodes 1594 amino acids. Gene Ontology annotation, cellular component: cytoplasm. The transcript is spliced from 2 exons. NCBI's taxonomy places the organism in Eukaryota, Fungi, Ascomycota, Eurotiomycetes, Onygenales, Arthrodermataceae. The record is from RefSeq and is a predicted model, not a curated record. Gene Ontology annotation, molecular function: catalytic activity; phosphopantetheine binding. Gene Ontology annotation, biological process: secondary metabolite biosynthetic process; amino acid activation for nonribosomal peptide biosynthetic process.